Syzygium oleosum is the source of this 4434-nucleotide messenger RNA. RefSeq lists its product as uncharacterized. The record is from RefSeq and is a predicted model, not a curated record. Gene Ontology annotation, biological process: regulation of mitotic cell cycle; mitotic spindle organization. The transcript has 21 exons. The coding region runs from base 181 to 3798 and encodes 1205 amino acids. Gene Ontology annotation, molecular function: protein binding. Lineage: Eukaryota; Viridiplantae; Streptophyta; Magnoliopsida; Myrtales; Myrtaceae. Gene Ontology annotation, cellular component: mitotic spindle.
UAGAGCCUCCUCCAUCUUCGUACAGAUUUCCCGCUCCUUCCCUUCGAUGCUGCUGCCACCGUGAAAUCCCAAAGCUCAGAAGCAGCGCUCCAAUGGAAGAAACCCUUCCGCAGCGCUGACCACGAACCUCCCUCCGUCCUCCGCCGCCGUCGCCGCCGCCGCCGCCGCCUUCCGUCGACCAUGAAAGCGGUUCGCAAGCCCAGGAAGCCCGAUUCGCCGCCCAAGCUGCUCCUGCGAGAGAUCGUCGGAUUGACCGCGAGGAACGCGAGCGGGCUCGCGGGGAUCGCGCCCGCCAAGAGUUGCGUCUACGUGGCCGGCUGCGUGGCCGUGGUCUACGACGUGGCGUCCGGCGCGCAGUCGCACCUCGUGGUCUCGCAUCGGGCGCCCAGGCCACUGAGCUGCGUCGCGGUUUCGCACGACGGCCGGUUCGUCGCGGCCGGAGAGUCGGGGAAUCAACCUUCGGUGCUGUUGUGGGACUGCGCAAAUAUGACAUUUGUAUCUGAAAUGAAAGGUCAUUUUCAUGGAGUUGCAUGCAUUGCUUUCUCUCCUGAUGGGAAGCAUCUCGUCUCAGUUGGAGGUUAUAUCUAUUUCUGGGACUGGCAGAGUGGAAGAUUGGCAACAAAGGUUAAAGCUAGUUCAUCUUGUUCUGCCAUUGCAUCUGUUACCUUUUCCUCGGAUGCAAAGUAUAUUCUGACAGCUGGAAAUAAGCAUUUGAAGAUGUGGUCAGUUGCUUUGUCUCCCCGUACGCGCUUUAACGGCGAGGCAGAUACGCGAGUGCUGCAGGGAAAGCCUCUUAAUCUUGGUCUUCAGAGAGGACAGUCAUUUGUAUCAGUAACAUCCCCCAUCGCAAUCAAUCACCAACCAGCCAAUGAUAGAUUUCUUAUCUAUGCAUUGACUGAAGCAGGUGUCUUGUGCCUUAUUCAUUCUGGUUCCCUAAGAAAUUUGGUGGAUUUGAAGGUUAAAAAAGCUUUUGCCCUGUCUGCAUCAGACAGGCUAAUUGCCUGUGGAUGCAGUAAUGGAUUAGUACAACUGGUUUCCGUGGAGACCCUAGAAUAUGCUGGGACAUUGUCAUACUCAAUGUCCCAAAAAUACCAUAUUGAGAUGGAGAAUUACUAUACUAAACCCAACCAAAAGGAUUCUAAAGUCGUAGAAGCACUUCCAGAUGCAGUUGCUUGUCAGUUCUCAACAUCUGAAAAGCUUGUGGUUGUCUAUGGAGAUCGCAGCAUCUAUAUAUGGGAUUUUGAUGACACCAAUAAGGCUUCCAGGUGCUGUGUGCUUGUUUCACAUUCUGCAUGUAUAUGGGAUAUCAAGAAUCUUUGCUGUGAAAACGAGCAUGAUCCUACUCUUGCAUGUGUUGCUAGAGGCUGCUCUGGUGGAGUUUCCUUUGCAACAUGCUCAGCUGAUGGUACUAUUAGGUUAUGGGAUUUCCUGUUGGAACCUAAUUUACCGAAAGAUGCUGCAAGCCGCAAUUCCUUAGUUUCACAUUUAGCAAGUGCUGGAAUUUUUGUUCGUGAUACCAUAGAGCCGGGCAUUAGUGCUCAUGGAUUUCGGUCAAUGACGGUCAGUUCAGAUGGGCAGUACCUGGCUGCUGGUGAUUGUGAUGGAAAUAUUCAUAUCUAUAAUUUAUAUACUUCUGAAUACACAUGUCUUAAGGGCGCCCAUGAUGCAGAAAUCCUUUCCUUAUGCUUUAGCUCAUUAGGUAAGAAGAAUAGCAUUUCCGAAGGAGUCAAAGACAAGAACUACUUUCUUGCUUCAGGGGGACGUGAUCGGGUUAUCCACCUUUAUGACGUCGAAAGGAAUUUCGAUCAUCUUGAAAGCAUUGAUGACCAUUCAGCUGCCGUGACAUCAGUUAAGCUCAUCAGUGGUAAUGGCAAGCUACUAAGCUGCAGUGCCGAUAGGUCGCUGGUAUUCCGUGACAUUGUAGUAGCAGAUGGCAGUUAUAAGAUCUCAUAUGGUCAUCGCCAGAUGGCAUCUAAUGGAACUGUUUAUGAUAUGGCUCUAGAUCGAUCUGAGGAGGUUGCAGUGACUGUCGGACAGGAUAAGAAGAUAAAUACUUUUGAUAUAGCAUCUGGGAAGCUUAUAAGAUCUUUCAAGCAAGAUAGAGAUGGUGGAGACCCUAUCAAGGUUUUCAUGGAUCCAAGCUGCAAUUACCUGGUUUGUUCCUAUUCUGACAAGUCAAUGCGCAUGUAUGAUUUCAAUAGCGGGGAGAUGGUUAUACAAGCUGCGGGUCAUGGGGAAGUAGUAACUGGCGUCAUUUUCCUACCUGACUGCGAGCACAUAAUAUCUGUAGGUGGAGAUGGGUGUAUCUUUGUUUGGCAAGUACCCAGUGCCUUUUCCUGCAAGAUGCUGCAGGGAAUAAAAGCAAACUCCGACCAGCUAAGUCCAAGAAGCUUGGUCCCACCAACAGCUUUUCAUCGAAUGAUAUAUUGUGACAAGGAAGAAAACCAGCUUAGCAUCAAUUCGCAAGAGAUGUGGUUCCAUACUUCCAAACAAGUUAGAGGCACACUUGAUCUUAGAGGUAGUCCUCAAGGGACCUCAACUUUUAGUUUUAGCAUUUCAAGACUACCAAAAUGGGCACAAGCCAAAGUAUCGAGCUCCGGAAGUCCAAAGAUUGCUCCAUCUCAGGAGCCCAGUCUUGCAUUCCAGGAUAUUAAAACUCCAAAGAAAAGUGACAUUGGGGAGAGUUGGUCCUGUAUCACAAAUAAAUCGGGAGGCACACAUACUAGCAACUGCCAAAGCUCAGCAUUAUCACAAAAAAGCAACAGACUGGACAGGCGUUGGCACACUAUUUAUACUGUCUGCAUGGACUUCAAAAAUUCACCCGAAGCAUGGAAGCAGAAAGAUGAAACGAUUCCAGUUCUUGCUUUCUUCCAGGACAUCGGAAAGCAACCAACAAGUAGUAAACUUCUAGCAGGAUCCUGUGCACCGAUCUUUGAGGAGCAUUCACUUCGGGCAUAUUAUGAUGAGUCAGAGCAGUCAUACGAUGUGAAAGUUGAGAAUGAGAAGCAGGAAGCUGCAAGUAGUUACACCUCCCAGAGUGAGAGUGACCACAAUGAAUCAUGUCACAGGGAAGCUGCUGAUCAUGGUUCAGAGCAGCCAUGUGCAGACAGAACGGUAAAAGAGUUGCAGGAGAAAGGCAACAAUUUUAACUGCUGCGAGAAGUAUGAAGACAAUACGUUGUUUGACCAGCACUUUGCUAGCUUAUCAGCAACUUCAAAGAUAGAAAAAAGGGAACCGUCAGCAAGGAGAAGAUAUUCUGCCCGGUAUGUCAUGCAGCGGAGGUAUGUUGAAGAUUGGAAGAGCUUUGAUUCUCUAUGUGAAGAAUUAGACAAUAAACACUCAUACAGUGUCGUGGAAGAAGCUAACCUCGAUAGCAAUGACAUAUCGAAGUCAACUUGCAACAUGAUGAAGGAACUGACUAUGGGAGAACCUUGUCAUCAGGCAAUGAAGAACACAGAGAAUCUAAUAAUCUCAUCUUCUUGCUUGCCUAGUGAACCAACAAUAGUUGAGUCCACAGAGGAAAGAAAGCACAAGAAAUCUCCUCAUGAUAAAAAAGGAGUGAAGGAAAAAAUCAGUGAAUGCAGCAAGGCAUUACUAAACUUGGAGAGUGCCACGGACACUUUAACGCACUUAAUUACUGAUUUGAUGUCAAUGGCUUCUGAAGAAGAGCUUCUGAAGGGAUCUGGAGCAGGGUUAUACAACCAGGCUGCAGAAUUGCUUCCAACGAUUGCACAAAAAGUCGACACUCUUGCCAGAUUAUUGCGGUUGGGCAGCAACCAUUCAAUUGUCAGAAAUUGAAUGCAAUACAAGGUACAAAUGUCGUGCGUUUUAUCAACUCAUUAGGCUAAUAGCUGAUUCAGAAGCUCACACUUUCUUACCUACCUUGGGGAAGAUAUGCACAGUGUCUUGUAGAGAAUGAACUAUUUUCAACUCCUAGGUGGUAUGUUGCAUCCUGAUCAAUAGUGGCUGGCAUGGAAGCUUCUUACUGAUGCAAGCCUAAUCACCCUUGAGAUACUUAAUAAGUUGAUAUGCAAUUUCAAUUGCAUCUACAGCAGUCACUUUGGCUAAGAAGCGCACGAAGACCUAAAGUCAGGGCUCAAUAUCUCACCAUUAGGUUUCUCUACCCCCCAAAGAUACGUUCAGCACAAUGGCUAGUUCAAGGCAAAGAUCGGGGUCCGAGACCGAUUCGAUUAUCACAAAGAGGGCCCACAUCAUGGAGAUGGAGUUGAAGAAGAUGAAAAAUGAGAUGACAGAAGUGCGGAAUGGAUCACUAGACAAAAAACGACCCGAUGGCUGGAGUAGUGAAAAAAAUAAAUUUACGCAUUUAGGAAUUUGUAAAUGUACAGAAAAAAGCAGUUACAGGUUAACAAAAGUAGGGAAUUUUGAAUCUUUUUCAGAUCAGUACAUUAACAAAUGCCUUCAUUGAUUCUCUCA